UGCUGUGGUCUAACUGUCGUCUUCCUGUCUCGGCUGGCGACAUGCGAUGUUGUAAACAGCGUUCAUAGCGGCAUUUUUGUGUUAUUGUUUCACUCGAUUUCACUUGUUGUACAUUACGUCAAUCGAAAAUGGUGAAGUUAACGCCAGACUUGAUCAACCAGUCGAUGCAGUACAUCAAUCCGGUGCGGGACCGCGAGCUGGACUUACGAGGCUAUAAAAUACCAGUAAUCGAAAACAUGGGUGCAACUAUGGAUCAAUUUGAUACCAUUGACAUGUCCGACAAUGAUGUCAGGAAGCUGGAUGGUUUCCCUCUUUUGAAAAGAAUAAAGUGUCUACUAUUAAACAAUAACAGAAUUGUGAGAAUAUCUGAUUCUCUUGGAGAACAAGUCCCCAAUUUGGAGUCUCUAAUUUUAACAGGAAAUCAAAUGCAAGAAUUGGGGGAUCUGGAUCCUCUCACAAAUCUUAAAAACCUGAGCACAUUGAGUUUGUUAUAUAAUCCAGUGACUUCCAGGCCACACUACAGAUUAUACCUCAUUUAUAAGCUACCACAGUUAAGACUACUUGACUUCCAAAAGAUUAAGCAGAAGGAGAGGGACGAAGCAAAAACUCUGUUUAAGAGUAAAGUUGGAAAAGAAAUUCAGAGAGAAAUUGCCAAGAAGGCGAAAACAUUUGUUCCCGGUGCGGGAUUACCUGUUGAUAACCCAGCAAACAAAGGACCCUCUGCGGAAGAUCUUUGGAAGAUGCGAGAAGCUAUCUCUAAAGCCAGUUCACUGGAAGAAAUUGAGCGCCUCAACCGGUUGCUUCAAGCGGGGCAAAUUCCUGGUAAAAAGGAAACAGCCAAAGGCCUUGCUUCAGCAGCGGCAGCAGUAGCUGAGGAGGAAGAAGAAGAGGAACCAAUGGAUACUAGUCACACAUCAAAUGGGAAUUAGAAUCUUGAAGUUUUACUUCAGUGAUUUUUCAAAGAACCGAAUGACUGGAGACACUUUACCAAGAAAGAAACAACCAUUGGCACUACAUCAUUUCAUUUCUCAUUUGGUUUCAUAUUUUGGGACAGCCUUCUUAUGAUCGGACCUACCUUCUUUUUUUUUUCCCUUCCUUUUUGUUCUGAAACUCUCAUCACAUUAUUUCUUUUGCUUUAAACCCCCUCCCCACAACUUUUUUUCUUCUGUAUUUGGUUACAGGUAAGUAUGAAUCUUCCAAGUGCAUGGGAAAAAUUGCCUGGUCAACUAUUUGAUUGGUCAUGUUUUCCCUAUAGGGGUUUUUAAAUGUAUGUUUUGAGACUCAUUUAAUUUACCACUUAUUUCCUUGUUGUGAUUUUUUUUUCUGUUAAAACUAUUGCAAUGAUGAUGUUAUGUCUGGAAAGAACAGAACUACUACAAAUGUAUCAGUCAAAACGAAUGUGACUUGUGCACAUAAUAAAUUGUACCUAAAUUGUUUA
This is a messenger RNA of Thrips palmi, 1438 nucleotides long. RefSeq names its product U2 small nuclear ribonucleoprotein A' (gene U2A). The transcript is spliced from 7 exons. Gene Ontology annotation, molecular function: U2 snRNA binding; protein binding. Bases 129 to 929 code for a protein of 266 amino acids. Lineage: Eukaryota; Metazoa; Arthropoda; Insecta; Thysanoptera; Thripidae. Gene Ontology annotation, biological process: mRNA splicing, via spliceosome. The record is from RefSeq and is a predicted model, not a curated record. Gene Ontology annotation, cellular component: U2 snRNP.